AUGCGCUCUUUCAUCGCUGCUUCGCUCUUCGUGGCUGGUGUUACUGCUCAGACCACUAGUAGCUUCCUUGACUGUGCUACCGCCGCCCUGGACGGCAUUGAUGCUUCCAAGUUCAAGGACUGCACCGGCCUGACCUCGCAAGAGUGCUUCUGUAACAACAAAGAUGCCGUCGAGACUCUGUCCGAGGCCGCCGAGGACAUCUGCAAGGAAGCCGGCGUUGACUUGAGCUCCCUCGACACCUCCCUCUGCUCCAGCAACCGCCAAGCCGCACCCGCCCGACACGCCUCCCAGCCCAUGAUGCCAGCAAACAUGAAGCGCGCCUACUCCCCCGACAGCCCGGCACCCGCGAUGCCCGCCGAGCCCCGCGUGAUCUAUGUGACCGAGACCCGCACUGAGUGCGCCUGCAAGAGCACCCCCACCAAUUCGAUGCAUAUCUCGCAGAUUCCCGUCGACGUCCCCGCCAGCUCCAGCAUGGGCGGUAUGCUCGCUGCUUCUUCGCCUGCCGUCUCUAACGGUGUUCUUGUCGGCGCUUCGUCGUCUUCUGCCAUCUUUGGUUCGCAGGCUUCGGCGGCGACUCCUACGCCCUCUGGUGCGGAUCCCAACCGCUUCCAUGCUUUCCAGGGUGCCGCGCCUCAGGUUAGGGCUGUGUAUAGUGGGGUUGCGGCUUUCGGGGUUGCGGCUGUUAUGGGUAUGAUGAUUGCUCUGUGA
Penicillium argentinense is the source of this 708-nucleotide messenger RNA. RefSeq lists its product as uncharacterized. The coding region runs from base 1 to 708 and encodes 235 amino acids. The transcript is spliced from 3 exons. NCBI's taxonomy places the organism in Eukaryota, Fungi, Ascomycota, Eurotiomycetes, Eurotiales, Aspergillaceae. The record is from RefSeq and is a predicted model, not a curated record.